AUGGCUGGAACCGGGAAGUCAACUAUAUCCCGUACAGUUGCACGCCAACUAAAAGCGAAAGGUUUACUUGGGGCAAGCUUCUUCUUCCGAAAAGGCGAAGAGGAUCGAGGAAAUGCAAAGAAACUUUUUCCAACCCUCAUAGAACAACUAGCGACCAGCAUACCCCAGCUGACCCCUAGCGUUCAAAACGCGAUCGAUAAGGAUCCUAAUAUUUCGGAAAGGUUUCUCAGAGAGCAGUUUGAGAGUCUUCUGUAUUGGCCACUACUCGAAACAAAACAGCACGUGGCGGCGCCCAUGAUAGUUGUGAUUGAUGCCCUUGAUGAAUGUGAGCGUGAAGACGACAUAAGGCUUAUUCUUCGACUCUUGCCACAAGUCCAGAAGUCAAACUCAGUACGCCUUCGAUUCUUAUUAACUAGCCGACCUGAAUUGCACAUAAGACUGGAGUUCAAGACUGCCAAUAACCACCAGGCUUUGGUCCUUCAUGAGAUUCCUGAACCAGUGAUAGAGCACGACAUCGCUCUAUAUUUUGAGACUAAGUUCACGCAAUUACGGCAGGAACACUCCUUUCCUCCAUACUGGCCUGGAGAAAAGACUAUCAAGGUUCUGGUCAACAGAACGGUGCCAUUGUUCAUUGCUGCUGCUACAGUAUAUCGAUUUGUUGCCGACGUGAACUGGAACCCAAAAAAGCGCCUACAAGCAAUUCUCGCAGACCGGUCCGUUUAUGUAUCUAAGAUGGGCAGCACAUAUCUACCAGUCUUGAAACAGCUUUUAGUGAGUCAAGAUAAGAGGGAGACUAAGGAGCUGGUUCAAGAAUUCAAGAAAAUCGUCGGCGUCAUUGUUGUUCUUGCCACACCGCUUUCGGUCAAAUCUCUCAGCCGACUGCUGGAGAGGGAACCAGACGACAUUAAGUAUCGAUUAGCCCGGCUCCACUCAGUUCUCAACACCCCUGAUGAUUUGGAUAGGCCAGUCAGACUCUUACAUCUUUCGUUCCGGGAUUUUCUUCUGGAUACAAAGACAAGACAGGCUGAAGAAACUGAACAGUUCUGGAUUGAUGAGAAGGCGGUACACCAAACCCUCACUUACUACUGCCUUAAGGUGAUGCAGCGCUGUUUAAGGAAGAAUAUCUGCCAUUUACCUGAAGAUAGCACGCAACACAAUGAAAUUGACAUACAUUCUAUUGAUCACCACUUGCCGCCAGAAUUGCGAUACGCUUGCCGCUACUGGACACAGCACCUGGCGGAAAGUCAAGACCCAAUGACUGGCUUAGUCCAAGCUUUCUCAUUCCUUGAAGAGCAUUUUCUUCACUGGCUGGAAGCUUCAAGUGUUUUGGGUAUUAUAUCCGAAGUUGUAGGAGCGAUCGCGAGAUUACAAUCCGUCAUUCCAGUAUAG
Messenger RNA from Aspergillus udagawae, 1389 nucleotides. Its product is annotated as NACHT and WD40 domain protein. The transcript has 2 exons. Bases 1 to 1389 code for a protein of 462 amino acids. NCBI's taxonomy places the organism in Eukaryota, Fungi, Ascomycota, Eurotiomycetes, Eurotiales, Aspergillaceae. The record is from RefSeq and is a predicted model, not a curated record.